Messenger RNA from Hemibagrus wyckioides, 1544 nucleotides. RefSeq names its product glycosyltransferase-like domain containing 1 (gene qtman). The transcript has 11 exons. The coding region runs from base 20 to 1348 and encodes 442 amino acids. The record is from RefSeq and is a predicted model, not a curated record. Lineage: Eukaryota; Metazoa; Chordata; Actinopteri; Siluriformes; Bagridae. Gene Ontology annotation, molecular function: glycosyltransferase activity.
GCCGCGCAGGCACGCACGCAUGCAUGCCCGCACGUGCGCCGGUGGACGACGGGACAUUGAGGAAGAGAUUGAACUGAUAGAUAUCAUGAGCGUGCUGCUAGUGGAGGCGUUCUACGGCGGCUCUCACAAGCAGCUGAUAGACCUUCUUCAGGAAAACAUAGACGACUGUGUGGUUUGCACUCUACCUGCAAAGAAAUGGCACUGGAGAGCCAGAACAGCAGCACUGCAUUUUAUGCAGGCUAUACCAAGCAGCCAGUCGUACAGGGUUUUGUUAACGAGCUCCGUGCUUAACCUCGCCGAACUGGUGGCCCUGCGGCCGGACCUCGCCACUCUGAAGAAGAUCCUCUACUUUCACGAAAACCAGUUGAUUUAUCCAGUCCAGAAAAGCCAAGAGCGAGACUUCCAGUAUGGCUACAACCAGAUCCUUUCAUGCUUGGUGGCAGACGCGGUCCUGUUCAACUCGGCGUUCAACAUGAACUCGUUCCUGUCCUCCAUCUCCGGCUUCUUGAAGACAAUGCCCGAUCAUCGACCCAAAGGCCUGGAGCAGCUCAUCCGGCCCAAAUGCAGCGUCCUUUACUUUCCCAUCCGCCUCCCUGAAGUCACAAGAUUUCUGCCUGAACACAAGCUCCUGCUAAGGCAAACCCAGUCUGAGCGUAAUAGCAGCUCGCAAGAUUCCCAAAAGCAUCCUGAAACAGCAGCAGCUAGCUCCACGACAUGUGAAAAUGAGAAGGAACAAAGGAACGAGUGUGAUGCAGAAGAGCUGGCGCCUCGACUAGCGUCCAAGCAGUGUUCUGAUCCAGAAAGAGGAAUGCUGCGGCCCCUGCACAUCGUCUGGCCCCACCGUUGGGAACAUGACAAAGACCCCGAGCUGUUUUUCAAGACCUUGCUAAAGCUGGCAGAGCGAGAGCUGAGCUUUGAAGUGUCCGUCCUCGGGGAAACCUUUACCGAUGUACCAGACAUCUUUGCCGAGGCUAAAGAACGCUUGGAUCGCCACAUCCGCCACUGGGGUUUCAUGCCCAGUAAGGAGGACUACCUCAGAACGCUGUGCCAAGCAGAUGUUGUCGUUUCCACGGCCAAGCACGAGUUCUUCGGCGUGGCCAUGUUGGAAGCAGUGCAUUGUGGUUGCUACCCACUGUGUCCAAAGGCUCUUGUCUACCCAGAAAUAUUCCCUGGUUCAUAUCUGUACUCAACACCUGAGCAACUGUUUAAGAGACUUCAGGGUUUCUGUAAGCAUCCUCAUUUAGUGAGACAUCAUGUCAUUCAGGUGAACGCUGGAAGGUUUUCCUGGGACGCUUUGGGACAGGAGUACAGAUCUCUGCUGGCGACAGGUUCCAGGAACACGUCAUGACAGAUGUGCGCAUGUUGUAUUAAAGUACAACACGAGCGUUACUCAGACACGCAUCAAAACACUUCAAUUAAGUGAAGUAACCUGGAAGGACUAAUUUAGAGGCACUUUAUCAGCAAAAUCCUAUAUUUCCGAGUUUUAAACAAUGAUUCCACUUGUUUCUGUUAUUAAACUUGAGUCUUAUCCAUCAUGCUAGCAU